Molecule: messenger RNA, 3640 nt
Organism: Porites evermanni
Lineage: Eukaryota; Metazoa; Cnidaria; Anthozoa; Scleractinia; Poritidae
Source: the annotation of a GenBank genome assembly
AUGACAGACUUCGAGAGAAUAUUUGAAAAAGUACGCGAUCUAUUCGCAAGCGGCGAUCCGUCAGCAACCGAAAAAGUCAUCAAGUUAAAGGGAGAACACGAGGAAAUUCUCCAUAAGAAAAGCAUCUCGGAACUAACCUUCAACAACUAUGAAGAAGAUUCACUUGGAACAGCAUUGAUUCCGGAUGAUGAAAAUCUUCCACGUGGUCUACGGGCUCUUCAAGUUUCCGGGGACGGGAAUUGUUUGUAUAAUUCUGCGUCAGUUUUAAUGAAGGGAGAUGAGUCGCUAAAUGGAACUUUACGAUUUCUGACUGCUUGUGAACUAUUUUUAAACGCUGAAUUCUAUGCUAAUCACGAAAAGCUCUCUGAAGCAAAUGCGGAGUGUUCCUACUCAGAGAAAACACUGUUUAUUUUAAUGCUGACGUCGGCAGGCGAGAAAGAGUGGCAGUCGACCAGACGUGCAGUUGAAGCCGUAAAAGCAGAAGCUAUGAGUGCCUCAAAAGACAAGGUUUGGAGCAGUCUUGUACAUUUGAUGGCAUUAAGUACAGUGUUAAAACGACCAAUUUUUUCUGUUUACCCAAACACAAACCCCGCUUUGAGACCACUGAUCCAUGGAUUGGUACAUCCUCGCGUAAGCAGUGCCGCUGACGUUUUGCCGAUCUACAUUUUGUGGUCAAGAGACGGCAAUCUUGACAAUCGCUCUGGUGCUGUAUAUCAGCCAAACCAUUUUGUACCACUGGUGUGUAAUGUUUGUAUGCCCAAGGAUAACACGGCCUCUGCUACUGCACCCACGGCUCAUGUUUCUGCACCCACGGCUCCUGUUAAAGCACCUAGUGGCGGGAAAAAAGCUCCAGCGAUCGCAAUCACCAGUUUUUUUUCCCCAAAGUCUAAAGGCAGCGCCACUAUACUGAAACCAGGCACCAAAAGGCCCAGGGCUUCAUCUGAGAUCAGUGAUGAAAACGAGGUAAAAGUUAAAAAACAUCCCCGUACUUUCACUACACAUAGUGAUACUGUUACGGGAAAGUACAACGCCAAUUGGAAGAAAGAAUUUACCUGGGUAAACUUUGAUCCACAAAAAAACGCGAUGUAUUGCACAUUUUGUCAAGAGGCUGGCGCCGAAAUAGCAGGCAAAACAGACUUUGUCACCGGCUGUACAUCAUUUAAGAAAGAAACCCUAUCCAUUCAUGGAAGGAGCCAUCGUCACACGCGCGCACGAGACCAUGUACUUGGUAAGCAGAAACCAGCAUCGGAAGGACCAUUAAGUGCAGUUUUCCAAAAAAUGCGAAGUCAGAACGACAAAGAUGCGCAAAAAGAGAUGACGAUCAAAAUAAAUACAGCGUAUUUUGUUGCAAAGGAGGAGCUUCCUUUCACGAAAUAUAAAGGGUUAGUGCAGCUACAGAAAAAGAACGGGUUGGAAGUUGGUGUUACAUACGCAAACGAUACAAAAUGUGCCGAAAUGACUGGAGUCAUUGGAAAACUUCUUGCUGACGACGUUUCCAAAAAGUUGAAGGAGGCCCACUUUAUCUCUGUUCUCAUUGAUGGUGCUUCAGAUGUGUCCGGUAUUGAGAACGAGACCAUACAUUGCAAGAUGGUACAGAAUGGGCGAGCAGUUACUCGACUAAUUGGACACAAAGCUGUUGAAAAUGCAAAUGCAACAGGUAAAAAUUAGUCUGUAUCGAUCUUUACUUCAAUCCAGGAAGGGGGGCGGGUGGGUGGGUGGGUGGGGGGGGUAGUAGUACUCUCAGUUGCAUCAUGAUACAGAGUUAAUUGCCGGCCGUGUGGAUUGCUUAGUGGCCCAGCUGCGACUUAACCUAUUUCACCUGUAUGGGCUAGCUAGCAGGUUGUUUGUGUACAGCUGACCCCUUACCUCAGCUGCCUUGCCUUGACAUUUUGUUCUCGACUAUUUAAAAGACAUAAAAUAGCACGACAAGAGAUUCGUUUGGGAGAAACCGAAGAUUAACAUUUGUCAAGGAAAAUCGAAGGAGACUCUGCUGCAACUUUUAAUUUCUCGCAAACUAUCUCGUGUGUUUGAAUCGUGCUACUUUAAAAACUCAGAGCUGCCAUUUUUUUUGUUUACAAAUUAUAUGCAAACUACAGUAAAACAGCUGACGUAGGAACAAAAAACAAGUUUCAAAUGGUAUUUGGCCAAGCUUAUAGAUUAAGUAAUUGCUGCCUUUAUUUGAAUUAGGUCUUGUCCAGGCAGUUGAAUCAGCAUUCGGUGAUUUAGACGUACAAAACUGGAAGGAAAAGUUGACUGGAUUUGGGGCUGAUGGCGCCUCUGUAAACGUGGGCCAUAAAGGAGGUGUUUCCGCAUUACUUAAAAAGGAUGUUCCCCAUUUGCUUGAAAUCCACUGUUUUCCUCACCGCCUGGAGCUUGCUCUUCUUAGCAUGCAACGGGAUUGCCAUCUGGUGACUCAAGUUUACGACGUCCUUCAUUUGGUGUGGAAAACAUACCACUACAGCCCAAAAAGCAAGCGUGAUUUGAAGUCCCUUGGAAGCCAGCUUGGAAUUGACGUGUUGCAGCCAACUCGAGUGAAAGGUGGUUACCACAUGUCAGCAGAGCCCUUGACGUGUUCAUUAAACCAGUAAAGGAUGGAGAUUUGGCAAAAGAUGAAUCGCAGUAUGCAGCUGUUCUACAGCACAUGGAGCACUUAGCCUCAACGUCUCCUAAAGCAGAAAUCAAAGGCAGAGCAUUGAAUGUUGCUUGCGCUAUGAAAAAGGUUUCCUUCCUUGUUUUUUGCCAUUUUCUUGCUGAUAUGUUUCAGAUUCUUGGUAAACUAAGCCUGCAUUUCCAACGAAAUGACUUAAUACUUCCAAGCGCUCUUGCUAUUCUAAAGGAAACAGUUGAAAACAUUAAGAGCCUGCCUAAACGACCAAUUCCCGGUGGAAGAAUGGAAACCCUUCUAGCAAGUUUCGCAAAAACGCAAUGUGAGCCACCAAUGUUUCAGGGAAUUCAACUUACCAAAUCAGGAUCGGCCAAUGUUCGGAACAUUGCUUCCAAAGUUCAUCACAGUGGCAGUGACGAGGUUCCCAAAAGCAUUGAGCAAGCAGUACAGCUUUGCCUGAAAGGACUUGAAGACAGGUUUGGGCCAUUGCUUCAGCACAAGUCUGAGAAAACUGCUACAGUUAAUGGGGUUAUCUCAGACUUGACUGUCUUCAACCAUGAUGCUUGGCCUACAGAUAUGGAAGCCCUUCUUGAUUUCGGCAGAGAAAAAGUCGAACGUUUAAUCAAUUGGUUCAAAGUUCCACUUGUCUUCUAUGGAUGUAACACAGGUGCAAUUCAACCUCAGUGGCUGUCCCUGAAGAUUCUUGUCCAUUCUGAGUUCAUGGAUAAAGGAUACAAUGAUCUUUGGGCCACACUUAUGACAAAGGAGCCGUAGAGGAAUGAACUGAAGGAUGUGUUGUGCCUUGUUGAAAUUCUCCUUGUGCUUCCCCUUUCGGCGGCUCAAUGUGAGAGAGCAAUCUUGGCACAGAACCGAAUCAAGAAUUGCCAUCGAGCCUCCCUCGCCCCCAAGACAACUGAAUCUUUGAUCAGGAUUUCAGCUGAGGGUCCUCCUGUCGUUGACUACGAUCCAGCUCCAGCUGUUGCUGCAUGGUUUUCUUCGGCCAUAAAACCUCGAAGACCAUUCUAUACGCCAUGA